Molecule: messenger RNA, 2460 nt
Organism: Hippocampus zosterae (dwarf seahorse)
Lineage: Eukaryota; Metazoa; Chordata; Actinopteri; Syngnathiformes; Syngnathidae
Gene: hmox2b
Product: heme oxygenase 2b
Exons: 7
Coding region: 252-1184 (310 amino acids)
Biological process (GO): heme catabolic process; heme oxidation; response to oxidative stress
Molecular function (GO): heme binding; heme oxygenase (decyclizing) activity
Source: RefSeq, a predicted model, not a curated record
UGUGGCUAUGUCACGUGACCAACGAGCGUCAGGGAGGUGGUGGUUUUGACUUGCGCAGUUGACGUUUAGCUUGAGGUCUGUCGUUCACCCGAGCGACGCGUAGUGGCUGGAGUGAAGAGUCUGGAAUCUUUGGGCAUCAUCCUCAUCACCAUAAUCUCAGGGACAACAACAACACAGCAGGGCCACAAAAGCCCCCCUUUAUCCUGAUCCGAGCAUCCUCUGGCGCUUUGGGGCGGCAACCGUCAGAAAAGAUGGCCACAAUGACAGAGAGCGUGUCCAAUGGAGGAGGGCCCGUGCACGAGGACAAAGGAGAUACCCUGAGGCCCGAUGAUUUAUCGGAGAUGCUGGCCGCUGGUACCAAAGAUGUUCAUGAAAAGGCAGAGAACACGCAAUUUGUGAAGGACUUCCUCAGGGGCCGAAUCCGCAAAGAGCUCUUCAAGCUGGGCGCCGUAGCCCUCUACUACACUUACACCGCCAUGGAGGAGGAAAUCGAAAUAAACAAGGACCACCCCCAUUUCGCCCCGCUUUAUUUCCCAUCCGAGCUGCACCGCCACGAGGCCCUGGGCCGUGACCUUGAAUACUUUUACGGCCCGGAAUGGAAGAGCGAAAUCAGCUGCUCCCCGGCCACCCAGCGCUACGUGGACCGCAUCCACCAAGUGGGCCGGGAAGACCCGGCGCUCCUAGUGGCGCACGCCUACACCCGCUACAUGGGCGACCUGUCCGGGGGCCAGGUGCUGAAGAAGGUGGCGCAGAGGGCCUUGAAGCUCCCCCCCACGGGAGAGGGCGUGGAGUUCUACCAGUUUGACGCCAUCAAUAGUGCCAAGGCCUUCAAACAGCUUUACCGCAGUCGUAUGAACGAGUUGGAACUGGAUGCGGAGACCAAGAGCAGCCUGGUGGACGAGGCUGUCAAGGCAUUUCAAUUCAACAUGGAGGUUUUCGAGGAGCUGGAGGAAAUCGGCAAAACCUUUCAAGAGGAGGUUUCCGAAGAUGGAAUGCCAAUUCAUGGAGACACAGGAGGCGACAUCAGCAAAUGUCCCUAUUAUGCGUCCAAAAUGGCGGCAUCGGGUGGGAUGGCAUACGUGUGCCAGCUGGCCAUGGCCAUCCUGCGUCACCCCACUGGCCAGGUCCUCAUCGCCACGUGGUUCGCCGUAUUAGCCGGCCUGGUUGCCUGGUAUCUAAUGUGAGGACUGGGAGCCGAGGAGAAAAACACUGAAGGAAGGGGACCCAGUAAAGAGGCGUCUAAGGCCAAGUGUAUUCAAAGUUGCCUCGUGCAGCCUUAGAUAGAAAAUGUACUUGGAACUGGAAUCCCAAUACGUUGAUCUUAAGGACCAUAGUGACCCCUGACCCGUCAAUCAAGCUUCUUUUUUUUUCCUACCUCCUUUCCACCAUCCGUCCAACCUGUGAUGUUGUCACAUCAGGUUUUCUCACAUUUUCCCCUAACUUGACAGAUAAUGGCAACCCAGGUUUAUGCUGUACAGUGAUACAAAGAUGAUAUUGAAUGAUAAUUGCUUGGUAAAACAUACUAUGCACAUGUGCGUUCUUAAGAAGGGUGUUUUUGGCCAUACAAAAACUCAAUUUGACUCAGGAAAGAUCACGUGUGUUACAAAUAGAGUGGUUAAUUUCUCGCACAUAUUCUCAAAACUGCGUGCUGCUAAAAAACGUAUCUGAUUUAAUUUCAUCAUUCCUACGCCAGCCUUCAAUAGUGACUACCGUAGUUCAUAUAAUAGCCGUUUAUGCAUCGACAGAGAGCACCGGUCAUGAAGAUGUUUAUUGAAUGAUAUGAGUAGAAUAUGGCACAAUAGCAUAUAAGAAUCUGGAGAUGUCAGCUUUACAGAUGCCAUCUCUGCACAACAUUGCAACCAAUAAUGUUUAUCAGACUUUGACGAUAAUGAGGCAUGGUGCCAAGGAUGCAAUGUAUUGAUUGUAUUAGAGUGGAGGCAACUAUUUGAGCAUCAACGCUUUGACAAGUGUGAUAGACAUUAGUGCUAGUGGGAAGUGUAUUGGUAUUAUGAUGUACGGCUUCUUGCAUUAACAAAACUGCCUUUUAAAAUUUGACUUGAAUGACGGAUCAUUUUAAGAUGCCAAAGGAGCUUUAAUAAUAAAUAUACUGUAAUAAUAUUUAGCUUAUAGCAUGACUAGGUUGUGGACAAAAGAGAAAGUUGCUGUUUUAUAGAGUAUAGAAAGAGCACAUUCACAGUAUAUGAAGGCCUAUUUGAGUAUUUGUUGGAACUGCCUCAGGUUAGGUCACAAAACAGUUUAUUAUAUUUAAGGUUAAUUUGAUUCAUACUGUAUGCUGGUUUAUUCCUGCUAUGUCCACAUGGUGUAAUUGCAGUUUUGUGGUUUUAAUUUGAACCCUGAUGUGGUCCCCCCCCCCCCCCCCCCCCCACACACACACACAUACAUACACACAUUUAAAUGUUAUACUUGUUCAAGCCCAAUUUAAUGCUCUUCUACGAGGCC